UCGCGCCAAAACGAUCGCGUUCUCCGUGAUCAAACGGUUAUUAGAUUCUUAUUUUUUACGUUUGUUAUUAAUAACAUUUAUAAUAAAAAAAUUUGUUCUGUGCUGUCACUUAAUUUAUUGUAUAUACUUAUUGGUGAAAUUGUGAUUUUAGAGACAAACAAGUAAUAAUACAACAAAGAAGGAAAUUACUUUUUUUUUUGUUUGGGUAUAUUAAUUUGGUUAUUAAAUUUAUUAAAAUUGAAAGUUUGACAUCAUGGACGAAUACGAAGCUGAUCAACGUAUUAAGCUUAUGGAGCGGGAGUAUUUGGACUUCCUUGACGAUACGGAGAAUUCAGAAAAAUAUGCAAAUCUUGUAAAAACUAUGAUUGAGGAAAAUAAACGUAGACUUUAUGUGAAUAUCAAUGAUUUACGUAAAAGAAAUCCGAAACGUGCCAUAAGUUUAUUGGAAAAUUCAUUUGAAGAACAAAUGGCCUUUGAGAAUGCAUUGAAACAAUUUGCUUCAUCAAUUGACGCGGAUUUUGCAAAAACAAGUAAAGAUGUAUUUAUUGGAUUUGAGGGAAGUUUUGGUAGUAGACACGUUACACCAAGAACUUUAACAUCAAAAUUUUUGGGCAAUCUUGUAUGUUUAGAGGGAAUUGUUACAAAAUGUUCAUUGGUAAGACCAAAAAUAGUGCGAAGUGUGCAUUAUUGUGAGGCAACAAAAGCAAUUACUGAUAGAGCGUACAGUGAUUUAACAUCAUAUGAUGCAUUUCCUGCAUCAGCAGUUUAUCCCACAGCGGAUGAAGAUGGAAAUCCAUUGGAAACACAAUAUGGUUUAUCAACGUACAAGGAUCAUCAAACUUUGUCUAUUCAAGAAAUGCCCGAAAGAGCUCCCGCUGGACAAUUGCCACGAAGUGUUGAUAUUGUUUGUGAUAAUGAUUUAGUUGAUGUUUGUAAGCCAGGCGAUCGUGUGCAAAUUGUUGGAAAUUUCAGAUGUCUACCAGGAAAACAAGGAGGAUACACCACUGGUACUUUUAGAACAAUUUUAAUUGCCAACAGUAUUAGUUUAUUGAGUAAAGAACAAAAUUUGACGAUAUCAUCGGAAGAUUUGGCGAAAUGUAAGGAAAUGUCGAAAAAUAAGAAAAAUAAUAUGUUUCAAUUAUUGAGUAAAUCAUUGGCGCCAUCAAUUUAUGGUCAUGAUUUUAUAAAGAGGGCGAUUUUAUGUUUAAUGUUGGGAGGAACGGAGAAAAUCCUACCAAAUGGCACGAGACUUCGAGGAGACAUAAAUGUUUUGUUGAUUGGCGAUCCUUCGGUGGCAAAAUCACAAUUACUUCGUUAUGUUUUGUGCACGGCGCCAAGGGCAAUACCAACCACAGGUAGAGGUUCGUCAGGUGUUGGUUUAACAGCUGCCGUAACAUCGGAUCAAGAAACUGGUGAGAGACGAUUGGAAGCUGGCGCUAUGGUUUUAGCCGACAGGGGAGUUAUUUGUAUUGAUGAAUUCGAUAAAAUGUCAGAUAUUGAUAGAACGGCUAUUCAUGAAGUUAUGGAACAGGGUAAAGUGACAAUUGCAAAAGCUGGAAUUCAUGCGAGUUUAAAUGCACGUUGCUCUGUAUUGGCGGCGGCAAAUCCUGUUUAUGGGAGAUAUGAUCAAUAUAAAACGCCAAUGGAAAAUAUUGGUUUACAAGAUUCACUUCUAUCUCGUUUCGAUUUACUCUUUGUUAUGUUAGACAUUGUUGACACAGAUCAGGAUAAUGUUAUCAGUGAUCACGUUGUGCGAAUGCACAGAUACAGAAAUCCCUCAGAACAAGACGGUGAAGCUUUACCAUUUACAAGUAGUUUGGAUGUAUUGAGUACAAAAAAUCCCGAUGCACCUGAAAUUGAGGAAAAAGAAUCUUCCAUCUACGAGAAAUAUGAUCCCCUUCUUCAUGGAAGUUUACGUUCUAGAAAGGACAAAAUACUCACUAUGAAUUUUAUGAGAAAAUAUAUUCACAUUGCUCGUUGUAUAAAGCCAAAAUUAACGGAUGAGGCAAGUAAAGUGAUUGCUGAUGAAUAUGCAAAACUACGUUCUGAGGAUAUAUUGGAAUCAGACGUAGCGAGGACUCAACCAAUAACGGCUCGUACACUUGAGACAUUAAUUCGUUUAUCGACUGCACAUGCGAGAGCGCGUCUUUCAAAUAAUGUCGAGGAACAAGAUGCAAAUGCGGCUAUUCAAUUGGUACAAUUUGCGUAUUUCAAAAGAAUAUUGGAAAAGGAGAAAAAGAAACGUCGACGACAUGAAGAUAAUCAAGAGAGUUCGGACGAUGAGGAAAUUGAAAACGAUGAGAAUAAUGAAAAUGGUUCAUCAGUGAGAAGAUCAAAAAGAACGAGAGUGAAUCCCGGUGAACCGGAUUAUGAUCCUUAUGAUAUUGAAAAUGAUAUUGAUUCACAAGUUGAAGCCUCACAAAGAGUGACGCGCGCACAAAAAUCGAGCGUUGAUUCUACACAAAAAUCAUCAAUGGAAGUUGAUGAACCCAUUCAAAUAAAUACCGAAAGACUCCAAGUGUUUAAAACAUUAUUAAAUAAACUCUUUACUGAACAACAUGCCCAAUCAUUGCCUGUGGAAAGAAUUCGUGAAUUCGUUAAUUCACAACAAAGAACUGAAUUUUCUGAUGGCGAGAUGAAAGCAGCUAUUGAAAAAAUGACAGACGAAAAUCAAAUAAUGGAAGCCGAUGGUCAAGUUUUUCUUAUUUAAUUUCAUUUUCAGUAAGUUUAGUUAUUUUUUUUUUUUAAAUCUACGAAAAAUAUUUUUCUACUAUUGUACAAUUUGUACAAAACUAUAUUUAGAUACGAAAGUAACGUUAAUUUUUAUUUAAAAAAAAAAAAUUUUUACUCUUAUUAUAUUUAAGUGAGUUUAUAAGAUAGAUUUAAUUUCUAAAUUUUGGAUUUAAAAUAAAUUUUCAAUGGAUAUUAAAUAAA
Messenger RNA from Leptopilina boulardi, 2934 nucleotides. RefSeq names its product DNA replication licensing factor Mcm3 (gene Mcm3). NCBI's taxonomy places the organism in Eukaryota, Metazoa, Arthropoda, Insecta, Hymenoptera, Figitidae. The transcript has 12 exons. Gene Ontology annotation, cellular component: nucleus; MCM complex. Gene Ontology annotation, biological process: double-strand break repair via break-induced replication; mitotic DNA replication initiation; DNA strand elongation involved in DNA replication. Gene Ontology annotation, molecular function: ATP hydrolysis activity; ATP binding; single-stranded DNA binding. The record is from RefSeq and is a predicted model, not a curated record. The coding region runs from base 254 to 2710 and encodes 818 amino acids.